Messenger RNA from Mycotypha africana, 1283 nucleotides. RefSeq names its product FAM18B. Gene Ontology annotation, biological process: protein secretion; vesicle-mediated transport. The record is from RefSeq and is a predicted model, not a curated record. The transcript is spliced from 5 exons. Bases 303 to 950 code for a protein of 215 amino acids. NCBI's taxonomy places the organism in Eukaryota, Fungi, Mucoromycota, Mucoromycetes, Mucorales, Mycotyphaceae. Gene Ontology annotation, cellular component: Golgi membrane.
CGCUUUAGCUUUCAAAUAGCAAAAUGAGAGAUGCAGCCUAUAAUACAUGAUUUACGCCCUGUUGAGAAAUUACUUAAUGUAUACAGCCUUUCCACCCUAUAACCAUGCGUAAUCUCUAGUCCGCUACAUAUAGCUAUCAGCCUCAACCGUAAAUACAUACAUUUCAUUGACAAUCAAUCCUUGCAUAGAAGAGAAGAUUGCAAGAAAUAACUCCGCUCAUUUUACUUAUUCGGACGAAAUCCCAAAAAGGCGUCGUUCCUUCCCCUUCGUAUCUGAUUUUGUUGAAAACCCAUAACCAUCGAAUGUCUCAGCAAAACGAUCUGGGCUUCACACAUUCCUCUGCCGAUCGAGAUGUAGAAGCAGGAGGAAACAUAGCCACUCAAGUGAGCAAUUCAGACAAUUCAAAUGCAGUUACUGGCUAUUUCAAACAAUCUAGACUAGGUGCAUUAUUGUCAUAUUUAUUAGGCUCGAUUUUCACAGACAACUUCACACUGGUAUUUGUGGUGACUAUUUUACUUUUAUCAUUCGAUUUCUGGACUGUAAAGAAUAUAUCAGGAAGGCUGUUGGUAGGACUACGAUGGUGGAAUGAAAUUCAACCAGAUGGAACCAACAAGUGGGUAUUCGAGAGCGCAAGUCCCAGUAGAAUCAACAAUGCAGCAGAUACACGAUUGUUUUGGUGGACUUUAUACGGAACACCUGUACUGUGGGCUUUGUUUGCAUUCUCUUGUAUUAUGACGCUGAAGUUUUCUUGGCUAAUUAUUGUCGCCAUUGCAUUAGCAUUGAAUUUAGCCAACGUUUAUGGUUACACACAAUGCGAUAAAGACGCUAAAAGCAAGUGGGCUCAGAAUAUGGCGACCAGGACAGCCCUUGGCUCAUUGGGUAGUACUGCAACUGGAAUGGUUGGAAAAGUAUUUACAGGAGGAAUUAAUAGAAUGUUCAGCUCGCGAUAAACAAACCCUAUUUGACCUUAUUCACUUGACCGUUUUGUUUCCUUCUAUAAUCACAUGCUGCGUUCCAGGAAGCGCUUGGGCGAAAGUAACCGUACAAAGAAAAACAAAAUACAAUAAGAAAAAGAACCAACCUCUAUAAUAAAAUGUAUUGUGUAGUUCUAGUAAUAUAGAUGAGGUAUGAAAACAGUUAAGCUGAUGAUACUAUUACAUAAAUAGAGAAAUCAAAAUGUCUGAUCGUCACAAUAAACUGUGAGUAUUUGCUUUACUUGUGCAUUUUACGAGGCGCCUCAUUGAAACGACCAAGCAAAUCUUUCCAUAGUAGUGUAUUGUCAC